AUGGGUUGGUUCUGGGCAGACGCCGCUCCCGCUGCUGCGGUUCCUGUUGGUCAUCCAGCGACUACCGACAAGGCUCCUCCACCUGGAUGUCCCAUGCACCAAAAGUCCGCCGAUGCCUUGAAUCCUGCUGCUAAGCCUAAGCCCGCCGAGAUUCCUCCUCCCACUUCAGGAUGUCCUGUUCCUCAUGCUGCUCGAACCGAGGAGAAGCCCAAGUCUUUGAUCUCCCAGCUCAACCCUCUCAACUACAUGUUCCCCGAUCUUUCUCAGAAGCCUGCACCCAACCAGGAAUUCGCUCUACCGACCAGCCGAGAUGAGUCUACCAUUCCUAAGGGCUCCGGUGAUGGCAACUGGGAGUACCCAUCUCCUCAGCAAAUGUACAAUGCGCUUUUGCGCAAGGGCUACACUGAUACCGAUAUCACUGCCGUUGAGGGCAUGGUUUCGGUGCACAACUUUCUUAAUGAGGGCGCAUGGCAGGAGAUUCUGGGCUGGGAGCAACGAUUUGCGCGGGGUCUUAUCAAGGGCUGGCAAAUCUGCAAGAGAGGCGAGAGUCAUGUUGAAGAAGAACUCAACAAGCACUGGGACGGUGUCAGCACUGAGCCAAGUCUUGUCCGCUUCCAGGGUCGACCCAAGGAGUUGACUCCCAAGGCCCAUAUGAUGCAGGUUUUGGGCAUGCUUUAUCCCUCUAAGUUCGGCACCGAGCCUCCUUUUGAUCGACAUGACUGGUACGUCGCGCGCGAGAUGAAUGGCCAGAGAAAGGAGAUUCGAUACGUUAUCGACUACUACUCUGGUGAGCCUGAUGCUGAUGGCGAGCCUGUCUUCUUUCUUGAUGUUCGUCCUGCUGCUACUCCUUUGGGCGCGGCCGAGCGCAUUAUCCGUUGGAGUACCGAUACCUGGUGGAAGGCCAUUGGUGGCGACAGACAUGAGCAGGACCCUACGCCUUGGUUCCGCGGCUCUUCUUAG
Fusarium coffeatum is the source of this 960-nucleotide messenger RNA. RefSeq lists its product as uncharacterized. The transcript has 3 exons. Lineage: Eukaryota; Fungi; Ascomycota; Sordariomycetes; Hypocreales; Nectriaceae. The record is from RefSeq and is a predicted model, not a curated record. Gene Ontology annotation, biological process: cytochrome c-heme linkage. Gene Ontology annotation, cellular component: mitochondrion. Gene Ontology annotation, molecular function: holocytochrome-c synthase activity. Bases 1 to 960 code for a protein of 319 amino acids.